AUGCUCGGCGGUUCCCCUCCCGCCUCCCGGAGGAAACUUUCAAAAGAUGCGGCAGCCGCGGCCCCGCCCCUCCCGGCGUGGUUGGAGGCGGCGGGAGGCGGGGGUGGAGCCGGCGGGCCCGGGCCGGUGGCUCCGCCUCCUCCUGCUGCCGCCGCUUCCCUCUCGGUACCCGCCCCAGCUGCAGCCCGCCGGCUCGCCGGUGCAGCCGCGAUGCCCCGGAGCCAGACCCCGGCCCGGGUCCCCGGCCCAGCACGUAAUUAG
Rangifer tarandus platyrhynchus (Svalbard reindeer) is the source of this 261-nucleotide messenger RNA. NCBI's taxonomy places the organism in Eukaryota, Metazoa, Chordata, Mammalia, Artiodactyla, Cervidae. The record is from the annotation of a GenBank genome assembly.